AUGGCGGCUUCUUCAGGGACGCGCUCCGUGCGCCUGCUGCUGCUCUCCCUGCUCGGGUUCUGCGUCGCGCUGAGCCACCAGGAGUCGUCGUCGUCGUCCACGGACUCGUGCGCCACGGCCAAGGUCGCCGUCGCUAGCCUCGUGCCCUUCGACUCCACGUCCUUCCGCUGCACCGCCGCCUGGAAGCAGCAGGACUUCGUCCUCAGGUACAAGAACACGGGGCCCAGCGAGUGGAGCUUCAUCCUCUCGGCGCCGGACAAGGGCUCGUACGUGGCGGUCGGCUUUUCCGGCAAGGGCGCCAUGGUCGGGAGCAGCGCCGUCGUCGGGUGGGCGUCCAACGGCAAGGGCACCGUCAAGCAGUACUACCUCGGCGGGAAGAGCCCCGAGGACUGCGCCCCGAACAGGGGCCUCCUCAAGCUCGUCAAGAACAGGUCCGUCGUCGUCUCCCGCUCCGGCCGCCUCUACCUCGCCUUCCAGCUCAGCACCGACUACCCGCAGCCGUACCUGAUCUUCGCCGUCGGGCCGGACGGCAACCUGCCGCAGUCCGACUCCCUGCGGCUGCCGAUGCACCAGAACAUGGCCUCCCGCUCCUUCAACUACACCUCCGGGAUGUCUUACAACACCGCCGGCUCGUCCGGCGACCAGGCGGCGUUCCCGACGGAGCGGAAGCACGGGCUGCUGGGCAUGAUGGGGUGGGGCGUGCUGAUGCCCAUCGGCAUGAUCACCGCGCGCUACUUCCGGCAGCUGGACCCGUGCUGGUUCUACACCCACAUGGCCAUCCAGGUGUCCGGCUACGCCGUCGGCAUCGCGGGCAUCGUCCUCGGCUUCCGCCUCAACGAGGACGGGCUCAAGAACGUGGACGUGCACAAGGCGCUCGGCAUCGCCAUCUUGGCCAUGGCGUCUCUUCAGGUGCUGGCGAUCCUGGCGCGGCCGGACAAGACGUCCAAGGUGCGGCGGUUCUGGAACUGGUACCACCACAACAUCGGCCGCGCGACGAUCCUGCUGGCCAUCGGCAACAUCUUCCUGGGCCUCUCCAUCGCGCAGGAGAUCAGCGCCUACAUCGUCUCCUACGGCGUGUUCGUCGCCGUGUGGGUGGUCGCCGUCGCCGCCUUCGAGAUGAAGCGGUGCUACGCCGACGACGACUGA
Miscanthus lutarioriparius is the source of this 1146-nucleotide messenger RNA. The record is from the annotation of a GenBank genome assembly. Lineage: Eukaryota; Viridiplantae; Streptophyta; Magnoliopsida; Poales; Poaceae.